CUUAUCACCACUGUUUGGUACUCGGUGGGUAUUAAUGAAAUGUAUCCUAGAAGUUUGCCACCUAGAUUAAUGUAAAAAGCGAUAGCAGAAGUCUGAGCAUCAUUUAGAUUUACAAGGGAUGCAAGGCAAAAAAAAAAAGGACACUUACUGUCAUCCUCUGUGUAUUUUGCCCAUCAUUAGCUAAGAGACUUUCAACAAACCGGGAGGGACAGGUGCCUGACAUGUAUUGCAUCGCCUGACAAUCUGUUUAGAAGGGAAGAGAGUUUGUAAUGGCACCAGUGCUUGACUUGGACUGAAAUAGGUACCGGUACUCAUUUUGGGUGCUGGUACUGUUCAUAUUUAGGUGCAGAAGCUUGAGCUUCACAAUAAUAAUAAUAAUAUGCCAUUUAGCAGACGCUUUUAUCCAAAGCGACUUACAGUCAUACGUGCAUACAUUUUUGUGUAUGAGUGGUCCCGGGGAUCGAACCCACUACCCUGGCGUUACAAGCGCCGUGCUCUACCAGCUGAGCUACAGAGAACCACCACAAUACUUCUGAGCUAAUAUUUUAUAAGAAGUACAGGAGCUCAAGCAGUAGAAAAUGUGAGGCGCUGGUACCAAAGUCAAGCAAUGACAUGGACACUGCAACACCCUCAUGCUGACUAGGUAGCAAUUUGAAUGGUCAAUGUAGCCCAUCAACGUUCAACAAACUCGCAAAGUGAUCCUAGGAUGCAACAAAAUAUUUCUUACCACACUGCAAAGUUACUGUAGCCAGAAACAAACUUCUGAGUGUGGAUACAAUGUUUCCGCAUGUGAUCUGUUGCCGUGACAACGAGUACUUGGUGAAAGCAGAGGGGCAAGAGAAGAAAAGGCAUUUAGCUCUUUGCAAGGCAAGCACACUUACCAGUCGCCUAGCGCCCACGUGUGGUGAAAGUCUUUACUUACCUAUUUUACCUCAUCAUUGAAGACGCGCCACUGUUUUGUUUUUCGUAGAUUCAUCAUGGCGAUGCAUGCGAAGGCGACACCGCCACAGAUUCCCGACACACGUCGGGAACUCUCGGAACUGGUCAAGAGGAAACAAGAACUUGCGGUAAGUGUAUUAGUUACUGUAGCUAGCUACGCUGUUCAUUUUACUAAAUAUUUUUGCUACAUGCGUAUUUGCUGCAUCUUAUGUUUUAUUUGGAAGGUAGCUUGCUAGCUAACUAGGCCGCACUAGCUAGUUACUACGACAAGGCCUCGCCUCUCUACUGCCGGUAAAUGUGUGUUGCUCGCUGGCAAGAUACGUUAGCUACCGUACUAAUGGGACAUUAUAUAACAUGUAACUGUUAGUAUGUGCUUUUAUUCAGCGUCAUACAUCCAUAGGUAUUGAUGUUUUACUUGAUAUAUCAAUGUUUAUGUACAAUGCCGCGUCGCUGGAGUUAGGUAGUAACUUCAUUUGCCCACAAGGUGCAGUCAAACCCUACCAAGCGAAUGCCCACAUCACUAUCACCAUGGGCAUGGCUGUGGUACUGUCUCUGGCCAUAUAGUAAUUACACUUUCUGUCAGUUUCAUACAUUUGAAAUGCAACGUCUAAUGCCAUUUGCAUGCAUUCCACAGGAGACGUUGGUGAACUUGGAAAGACAGAUCUAUGCAUUUGAGGGCAGCUACUUGGAAGACACCCAGAUGUAUGGGAAUAUCAUUAGAGGAUGGGACAGAUACCUCACCAACCAAAAGUAAGCAUGACAUGGACCAUGGCUACUAUAUGCAGAACUCAGACAUAAAAUGUUCAUGUUGAAUCAUCUUGCCUGCGUUUACGAUCUAUUUACUCUGUUUUGUGUUGUUCUGUCAUAGAAAUUCCAACAGCAAGACAGACAGAAGAAACAGAAAGUUCAAGGAGGCAGAGCGUCUGUUUAGCAAGUCUUCAGUCACUUCUGUAGCAGUGAGUGCCUCACUCUAUCCCCUCAGUAUUUUCCUAAUAGGCCAUCUAUCCUCUCAGUAUUUCCCUAAUAGGCCAUCUAUCCUCUCAGUAUUUUCCUAAUAGGCCAUCUAUCCUCUCAGUAUUUUCCUAAUAGGCCAUCUAUCCUCUCAGUAUUUCCCUAAUAGGCCAUCUAUCCUCUCAGUAUUUCCCUAAUAGGCCAUCUAUCCUCUCAGUAUUUUCCUAAUAGGCCAUCUAUCCUCUCAGUAUUUUCCUAAUAGGCCAUCUAUCCUCUCAGUAUUUUCCUAAUAGGCCAUCUAUCCUCUCAGUAUUUUCCUAAUAGGCCAUCUAUGAUUGUAAUAAUGUGUAACUGCUGACCAACUGUUCGUCUUUGUUGAACAGGCUGUCUGUGCACUUGGCGGGAUACCAGAUCACAUGAAUGAAAAACGUAAGUAUAUGGCUCAGCCAUCCCAAAUUGAUAAACUUUUGUUUGCCACAGUACAUACUGCAUGUAGCCUACUGGUAUGUGAGACAGUUGAGCUCCAAGGAGACAUGCUGCUCUCCUGUUGUCUGGCCCUUCAGGUGAGCCCGGCAGUGGGACAGAGAGCGACACAUCCCCAGACCUCCAGAACCAGGAGAACGAGCCCAGUCAGGAGGACACGGAGGACGCCGACGGGGCGCUGCAGGACCUCAAACCCCAGAAGGCCGCCUCCUCCUCCUCCGGCAGCCACCACGGAAGCCACAAGAAGAGGAAAAACAAAAACAGACACAGGUACUCGACCCUGGACACAGUCGCUGGUCUAGUCUAACUCCUAGGGAACGUUCAGCAGGACACAACGUUGUGAAACGUUCAGAACAUUGUGGAACAAACAUGCCUCUCUGACAUGUAGAACACGGAAUCAAAGUGGGUCUAUUAAUGGCAUUUCUAUCUGCAACGUUUGGCUACUGAACAUGGCCCUGCUGUCAAGUCUGAAAUAUGUGCAAGUGUCUCUCUUGCGCGCAACGUACCUUUUUUAAAGUUGUCUGGGAGGGUCAGUUUGAUUGGCUGUGCUACUGUAUAAACAUCAGGAGGGUCAGUUUGAUUGUCUGUACUACUGUAUAUACAUCAGGAGGGUCAGUUUGAUUGGCUGUACUACUGUAUAUACAUCAGGAGGGUCAGUUUGAUUGGCUGUGCUACUGUAUAUACAUCAGGAGGGUCAGUUUGAUUGGUUGUACUACUGUAUAUACAUCAGGAGGGUCAGUUUGAUUGGUUGUACUACUGUAUAUACAUCAGGAGGGUCAGUUUGAUUGGUUGUACUACUGUACAUACAUCAGGAGGGUCAGUUUGAUUGGUUGUACUACUGUACAUACAUCAGGAGGGUCAGUUUGAUUGGCUGUGCUACUGUAUAUACAUCAGGAGGGUCAGUUUGAUUGGCUGUGCUACUGUAUAUACAUCAGGAGGGUCAGUUUGAUUGGUUGUACUACUGUAUAUACAUCAGGAGGGUCAGUUUGAUUGGCUGUAUUACUGUAUAAACAUCAGGAGGGUCAGUUUGAUUGGCUGUACUACUGUAUAUAGCAAGUGGCUUAGUCUGUUUGUAUUGGAGCUAGAAUGUGAGGAGGAGUAAGGAAUGGUGCCAACUUUUCCAGCUGUAUUAAUAUCAAUUAGACCGUGUCAACUCAUCACACCGGUUCCUAGCCACAUUGUGUUAUGUUGUAUGUAGCCUGAUAAACCAACACAUAUUAAGACAAAAUCCUCACAGUUAGUUAAAUGAAAAUACAAAAAUAUUGUGCUAGCUAGUUCAAUUAUUAACAAGCCUGUAUUUUAUAGACAACGUAAGCAUCCCUUUAGAGUGAGUCAGACCGGUGUAUUAACUACUGCUGCUCUCUACCUCCCCUAAUGCUGCCCCAGCCCUUCUGCCAUGUUUCAUUAUGACUUCGAGUAAGUCUCCAAUUUUACUUCCUGCUUCCUGUGGUGAUACAUCCUGGCCGUGACCCAAAUGGCACCCUAUUCCCUAUAUAGUGCAGAGCUCUUUGGUAAAACGUAGUGCUAUGUAUGGAAUAGGGUGCCAUUUGGGGGACUGCCCCUGCCUUCUCUGACCCCAUCCUGACGUUCCCACUCUCUCUCCCCCUCAGCUCUCCAUCUGCUUCUGUCACGGUUAAUGCGUCAUCAUAGCGAGUCUAUCAUUACUGCAUGUCCAAAUCUUUAGUUCUGUCCCUAAUGGCACCCUAUUCCCUAUUUAGUGCACUACUUUUGACCAGGGCCCAUAUAGGAAAUAGGGCACCAUUUGGGGACGCACCCUUCAUUUCUCAAAUAAUGCGUUGUUUCUAAUAAAGUAUUAGCACCUAGCUUCUGUAGACUCAACACUAGAUUAUGUAGUGUUUGAGUCAUAGGGGCAUGAACACUACUUCUUUAGAAGCUCAGUUUAUUUCUUGACCCUGGUUUCAUUCCAUAAAGGUCCAGUUCCUUUAAUCCAGUUAUGAAAAAAGCUGCUCUUCCUGCCAAAAUGAGAUGGGGAGGUCACAGGUUGAGUAAAAACAGACAUCUUUCAGCACAUCCCAGUCUUUUAUAUGGUUCUUUAGUUGUGUGUUGCUUGGUCUCUUAGCUCGAGUAACUGUAGUGGUGCUUGUUGUCUCCAUGGUUACUAGUGUUGUAUUUAGUGAACCCUGAAAGACCUAUCGUAACUCUUGCUUUGUUUGUUUUUAGAUUCGACAUGAAGGUGAACAAGAAACCCAGAGCGGUAAGCUAUUUGAAUGUUCUGUUGUCUUGAGCUUCCAAUGAAGCAAUGUGUGAUUCAAAAUAUUUAAAGUUCUGCUUUUAAAUCUGUCGUCGACGUUGUCGUUGUUCCACAGGACUAUUCAACUUGAUGAUGAAUGGGGGGUGUUAAGUACUUCAGACCAGAACUGGCCACACAGGAGAGGUCUACCGUGAAGCAGAGAGACUUAUCUGGGCUUUGUGAACUUUAUAUGCCUUUUGUGAACUGUCUUGGUUUCUGCUUUGUGUAUAUUGCAUGAAAUGUUGCCCAUCCCACCUGCUACUGGGACUAUUUGUGUUUCAUGAUUUUCCUGCAACAAAAAAAAUACAAGGUGUGUCAUUGCAUGUUACUCAAUACCCAGCUUGGGUUAUUAUUGUAUAGUGUUGAACAUUCUAUAUUUAUCAUGUAACUCUCCACAUCUUCCUCUGCUCUUCUUGUGACAAAAAUAAUAUUUUACUUUUUAUUAGUCAUUGUGUAGUUUGAAUAUCCCAGCUUCUUUUUAUUAUAAUUUAGAGAUUUGUUUAGCAUAAAAUUGUAAUAAAACAUUGAAAUGAUAAAUAUUACUAUAUAUUUGUUGUUUAUGGUAAAAAUCUUAGUUUGUGAAUGUCUAGCCCACCAGAAGCAUUGACAAUUCCUUGGAUGUUAGUCAAAAUCUCAUCUCUGUCUUUACUCUGUACUCUUCAGUAA
Messenger RNA from Coregonus sp. 'balchen', 5290 nucleotides. NCBI's taxonomy places the organism in Eukaryota, Metazoa, Chordata, Actinopteri, Salmoniformes, Salmonidae. The record is from the annotation of a GenBank genome assembly.